Molecule: messenger RNA, 3132 nt
Organism: Epithele typhae
Lineage: Eukaryota; Fungi; Basidiomycota; Agaricomycetes; Polyporales; Epitheliaceae
Exons: 4
Coding region: 1-3132 (1043 amino acids)
Source: RefSeq, a predicted model, not a curated record
AUGUGUGGAUUCCGGUCCGGGCGGGGCGGGGCGGGGCGGGGCGGACAAGUACUCGUGGCAAAGACCAAGUCAUCAGAAGAUCCUUGCAUGGACAGCAAGGUACAGCCCCCCAAGGGCCAACAGUGCCCCUCCGCUUCUACCUCGACGUUGUCUUACGCUUUGUUCUGGCCAGGGCCCUCCACUCGGCCGCUUCGAACGCAAGUCAGAAGCUACACGGGCACGUUGGACAAGGUUCAUGCAUGGCCUGAACCCGGCACAAGCGCUCGCUCCGUAACAUUGGCAACCGGCGCCGCCAGCUCAUUGUCCUGCUGGACACAAGGCGAGCGCGGCCAUCUCAAGAUUCAGCGAGGCACAAAUUGCAGCUCGAGGACGGGGUUGGCACGAGGUGGAUCUUCGUCGAAUGGCAUCGAGGCCUCGGUGCCUGGCCCGCCCCGCGGAUUUAUCGCCGGAACGGGCAGCCGCGGCAUUGUGGUCGCGGUUGCUUACCGAAUUCGGGGAACGCCCGUGGGGAUUCUAGCGUGCGCGCCCGCUGGUGUGGUCCAAGCAACCUGGUCGGGAAGAUGCUCUCUUGUUCUCACCCCCGCCCUUCUUCCCCCCACUAAACCCCCGGUGUCCCGCGCCCCCUUCCACCGUCCAGACGACCACCCAGUUUCUGGUUCCAAGGAGCGCGCGCCACUCAGGCUCUGGUCAUCGAACGAUCCGUCCGUCCGUCAUGGCCUCCAACGACGGAGGGGUUCACCCGUCCGCGAUGUCCCCCGCCCACCUACAAGCGAACCCUCCGCCGUUUUCCCAGUUCCACCACCGGAGGAAACGGUCUCGAGAUACCGAAGGGGAUCUCAUGCCACCACCUCCACCGCCCCAGGCACGGGGGGAGAAGCUAUCAACGAGGAACCGAUGGCUCGUCCCAAGAAACGCACGAAGACGCGGUUCGCUCCUGAAUCCACACUAUACCCAACUUUGCACGCCGUCUCAUCUGCCCCCGCCGUCCCCCUUCGCUUCCCUCGUCCUUCGAUGACUCAGGUCGCAGAGCAGCUUGCCGGGAUUUCCCCACCCGUGCAAGCAGCUCCCCGAGUUCGUCGUUCCAAGACUCGAUCUCGUCACGACACGCAUCCACAGUCCGUUGCCGGACCGAGCUCCCAUUCAGACUCUCACCACCACCCUUAUGCCCGCCCCUCCGUCCCGCCCCUCGCACCACCCUCGAGCAGUUUUCGUGCCGCCCAAGCUACGUCCUUCAUGGUUCCCGUGCCGGUCGUCCACCCCGAGGCCGCGUCCUCCGCGAACUUGACGCCUUCGGAGACGUCUGGUCCCGAGACCGCGCCCUCCAAGGAUGUCCCUCUUGUCAAAGUUAUACAGAGCCACCCGCCUGAGAGCAGCAACAAAUCCCUCGACGACCUCGACUACGAGCUCCCCGCGCCGGACAACUCGAUCUGGCGGAAGGCAGACGUUCGCUUCGACGGCGUAAAGGUCUCUACGGACGAGAAGGCCUUCCGCCAGUUCACAUACGACAUGGUGCGUGUCCUGCUCAAGAUCCUCUUCACCGUCCACGGCGAGUGGAAGAAGAGGAAGGGCGGCCACCCGCGCCCCGUCCGGCCGCUCAACUUCAAGGGGACGAUGCUCAACCUCGAGUGGGCGUGGAAGAAGCUCGACGUUUGGCAGCCGAUCAGGAAGCGACGUUACAUUGCGUGGGCGAACGGUGACCCGCUGCCGCCGUGGCCGAAAGGCACGGCACCAAAACUGGGCGACACGGGCCGGGAGUUGGCGUACAAGCAGGAUGCGGAGGAGUCGAAGAAAGCGAGACUGAAGGGAGAACCAAAGAAGGGGAAACGAGGAGCCCAGGAGAUCGUGUCACGCACCGACGGCCCAUCAGCUCAUCCCGUUGCCGCCGUACAGGAGCCUGUGCGACACGUCCGCGAGCCAGUCCCUCAGCAGCACGUUGGCACCCCUCAAGGCGACCUUCCUGGCGCAGACCCUGGUAUGGCGCCCGAGUUCCUCCAGCACCUCGCAGAUCCGGCAGUGAUCGGCGAGAUCUUCAACAUCGACGACCCGUCGCUUCCUGAGCAGAUCGCCAACAUGUUCAUUCCCCAAAUUCCGAUCCAGCAGGCUCAAGCAUACAUGACGCAAGCCGCGCAGCUUCUGCAGAACUAUGGACAGGCGCCGCCCCCGAUGCCGGGGCAAUUCCAUCCCCCAGGUCUCCAGUACCCACUUGUACAUAAUCCUUACGCCUUCGACCCAUCCCUCAACCCAUUCGCUGUCCCUCCUCCUCAAAUAUACUAUCAACUUCCCUUCUACAGUCCUCCGGUUCCGGACAACAACAAUACUCUUAUGGUAAACGGCGCCCCACAACCUGGCGCAGAUCUCAUGUAUCCUCAUUUCACGCCCGCAGCAAUGCAAAGACUGCCGAUGGCGGGGACGAUGCAACCUCUGCCGCCCUUCACCGAGCCCACGGACCCGGCGGUUUUCAUGUUCGAUGUUCCAUGCCUCGAACUUCCGGCCUCUGAGGAAUCUCUCUACGGUGCGACCACGCCUCAGCCUUCAUACUUGGACGACCCUCUCUCUACUGCUCUUGCAAAGAUCCCUGUAUCAGACGCCCCUCAGCCCUACAUUGGCCCCUCUCAAUCUGGCUCCCACACUACCACCAUCCCGACGACUCAGCCUCAGGACGACACUGAAGACCCCCCGCUCCUUCGCAACGCCGCACCUACACCCGUCAUCAAGCCUGAAGACUCCCUCGUGCUUCCCCCGGAGUGGUUCGAGUUCGAAGCCGAAGCCGAAGCAAAUGGUGAAUCUCGCGACGAUAUUGACUUCGGGUUUCUUCAUGGCGAGGAUUUGAAAGACGUCAUCGAAGCCUGCACCGCUGACUUUAUGGCUGAGCUUGAGGAGAGCUCCGAGUCCGGUUCGUGGGUGACGGACGGUGGUGUGUCCGUCCAGGAUGGUGCAACGUCUACGCCAAUUACUUGGCCCAGCGACGAGGCGACCGGGGUGGCUGCCGUCGCGGAGGCCGAGGGCUCAGAAGCGGGCGUUGACGGAGGUUGUGCAGAACUGGAGGGCACCCUUGAUGGUGCUGUUUCGCAGAGCGGAGAUACAGAUGACGAGGAGUCGUGGGGAGAAGAACUGUGCUCGCAUUCGGACUGA